GAGCUUCUGGGGCCCUCAGGAUUUGCUGGACCUUCCUGAGGGUUCUUCCUUGGAAUGUUUGGGUUUGGUGUGCCCCGUCUGUGACAUCAGAGCUGCUCCCAUGGGAACAGCUCCAGGGCCUGGUGUGGACACGGAGUGACCAGAGCCCACCAGGCUCAGACCACCCUGGAUUUCCAUGGAUCAGCCCCAGUAGAGGUUGGAAUGUUGGGGUUGGAUUUGGGGAGUGCUCCACACUGGGAUAUGUUUGUAUAAGUGAGGGUUGGACAGGGCCUCCAUGAGGAAUUGGGAUUUUGGGAUUUCCUCCAUUAUUUGGGAGAUUCCAGCAGUAAUUCCUGCUGGAAAUUCGGAGUUUGGUGGGAAAAUGAAACUGGAGCCGCUCCUUUUCCAGUGGGAAUCCAUCCAAAAUGAAACCCAUGAAAAAUAAUGAUGGGAGUCUUACAGAGAGGAGAGAAUUUCACUCUGAAAUUGCCGAACACACCCAAAGGUGAUGGAAUUUGGGCAGAGUUGGAUUGGAUCCAAUGGAUCAGAACAUCCUCCUGUCCUGUUCAAAGAGCAUUCCCGAUGGAAUUCCUUGAAUUCCCACCCAGCUGGAUCCAGUAAUGCCUUGCUAUGUCUUUUUUUACUUGUGCCUCCAGCUCCACAUCCGGGAGGAUUUUUCCCAGGUGGAAGGAUUAGAUCUGAUGGGAUGUCAGGGACAUCCUGAAGGACCUGGAAGAUUCAUGGAAUGAUUCCGGGGGGUUCGGAGUGCUGAACCCAGACACAGAAGCACCUGGGAGAUGGAGCAGAGCCCCAUCGUGGUGAUCCUGCUGUGUGCCCUGUGCAUUCCAGCGGCGCUUCCCUUGGAACUGGGAAUGGAGCUUCCCAUGGAACCGGGGAUGGAGAUUCCUUUGGAAAUGGGCUUGGAGCUUCCCUUGGGAUCCGGAUCAGAGCGUUCCUCGGGAUCAGGAUCAGAGCCUCCCUUGGGAUUGCACUCAAAGCUUCCCUCGGGAUCAGAGCUUCCCUCGGAAUCGAGGUCAGAGCUUCCCUUGAGACUGUACUCGAAGCUUCCUUUGAUAUUGUACUCGAAGCUUCCCUCGGGAUCGAAGCUUCCCUCGGGAUCGGGAUCAGAGCUUCCCUCGGGAGCAGGAUCUGAGCUUCCCUUGGAACCGGACUCAGAGCUUCCCUCGGGAUUGGAGCUUCCCUCGGGAGUGAGAUCAAAACUUCCCUUGGGAGCAGGAUCGGAGCUUCCCUCGGGAGCAGGCUCAGGACUUUCCUUGGGAUCAAGAUCAGAGCUUCCCUCAGGAGCAGGAUUGGAGCUUCCCUUGGAACCAGGCUCAGAACUGUUCUUGGAACCAGGCUCAGAACUGUCCUUGGAACCAGGCUCAGAACUGUCCUCGGAACCAGGAUUGGGAUCCGAUGUUCCCUUGGAACCGGGCUCGGAACUGGGAUUGGGAUCGGAUCUUCCCUUGGUGCCGGGGUCUGAGCUUCCCUCAGAAGCGAGAUCGGGAUCGGAGCUUCCCUCAGAACCAGGCUCAGAGCCUCCGUCGGGAUCGGAGCUUCCCUCAGAAGCGAGAUCGGGAUCGGCGCUUCCCUCGGAGCCUCCCUCAGAACCAGCACUGGACGUGACUCUCCCGCCAGGCGUGGAGUCCAUCCCGCUGCGGCUGAAGCCCAUGGUGCUGGUGAACUCCACGCCCUGCAGCGUCACCUGCGGGCUGGGCGUGAAGCAGGAGCGGCUGUGCGAGGUCAGCCCGGCCGGGGAGCACCGCAACUGCUCCCUGGUGCGCUCGCGCUGCCUCAGCGAUUGGAUCUGCGGCCUGCAGCACCUCAGCGUUCCCGAGGGAAAACCCCUCCAGCUCACCUGCCUCUCCCGGGACGCCGCCAGCCUGGAGGGACCCAAUUUCGGCUACACCUGGAAGUUCGCCCGGGGGCUCAUCACCACCAACGACCUCCUGUUCCAUCCCUUGAGCAAUCCCAGCCGUUCCCUGAGCUUCUCGCCGGUGCUGGAGUCGCAUUCCGGCACCUACCGCUGCGACGUGCAGGUGCUGAGCUCCUUCCAGCUCGUCAAGAGGAUCUACUUCGGCCUUAGGGUGAUCCCCAGGGAUCUGGUGAAUCUGGACUUCGAGAAAUCCCUGACUUGGGAGCAGCAGCUGGCGGCCAAAGGGUUGGAAGUGCCAGAAAACGCCACGGGGCCGCGGGGGCGCCGGGAGCGUUUUUGGGAGAAGCAGUGGUUUUCCGAGGUCGUGCUGGGAAUUGGGAGCGGGGUGAUCAUGGGGACUGUGUUUGGCCUUGGGCUCUGCUGCCUGGGCAGGAUUUGCGGGAAGAGAGCAGCACGAGAAAUGAACGGAGAUUGACGCAAUUCCCCGUCUUUGGCUCUUUGUUAGGAUCAGGAAUUCAGGGUGAGAAUCUUGGGAUCAUCCAU
Molecule: messenger RNA, 2398 nt
Organism: Melospiza melodia melodia
Lineage: Eukaryota; Metazoa; Chordata; Aves; Passeriformes; Passerellidae
Gene: TMEM81
Product: transmembrane protein 81
Exons: 1
Coding region: 777-2330 (517 amino acids)
Source: RefSeq, a predicted model, not a curated record